Molecule: messenger RNA, 4399 nt
Organism: Nematostella vectensis (starlet sea anemone)
Lineage: Eukaryota; Metazoa; Cnidaria; Anthozoa; Actiniaria; Edwardsiidae
Exons: 5
Coding region: 821-3433 (870 amino acids)
Source: RefSeq, a predicted model, not a curated record
GCGGAGGGGGGACGGGGGCUCUUCACUGAUAUCAUCAAUACAUGCUCAAAGAUCCAUCGUACUUUGCGGGCGCCCCCAAAUGUCACAAAGCUGGCUGAUUCUAGCCUCCUACGCGCCGCUCUUUGGGACCACGAUUCCUUAGGCCCCGCCUGCUCCACAGAGCGGCAAAACGAAUUAGCUAUUGUCUUUACAUGGCCAAUCACGAUCGAGCGAUUGUUUGCGAACAACCAAUCAAAACCCAUGUUAGAAUGCCGCACCCUGUGUUUCCGCCAAAACAAGUGUUUCGAUUUUCCCUUUUCAAAUGUUGCAAUAAAAUGUCCCAAAUAUAAAUGGCAGAAACUCCUAAGAAAAUUGUCGAGGCAGACUAUAAAUGCUUCAUCUGUAGCGGUGUAACGACAGUGUCUUGUGGUAAAGUGAAUGUUUUGGGGAAAAGCUCUAUAGAUAUCUCCAAACUGAUAAAAUGUUCGACGGGAGAGGAUCCCAUUGUUUACGGGAAGGAAAAUUCCAGACUUCUUAUCUGUACAAAGUGCUACAAGAGACUUGCGAAACUAGAAAGAGCACUGAAACAUGUUGAUAGUGUAAAACUCGAGAUAAAUGAACUGUUCACGGCAACAAAACGACGAGUGAAGCGCCUGAGACCCCCUGAAAGCGCCGCUGUGGAUCCAAAGCCCGUCGCUAAAUCUCUCAAGUUCUCGUCGGCAGAAAAUUUAUCAAGUGCUGUUCCCAACGUUUCUACUACUUGUACUUCUUCAAUUGGCCACGCAGCCUUCUAUGGGAGCUCUCUCGCCUGGUUGUUACCGCGGUGUAGUGGCAUGCAGGCAUGCAGCUAAUCCAACGAGCUAGCGAACCUGUUAGUGUUAGUCACCUUUUAGGUCAGCCAUUGUCAGCUUCAACUCCACGGUCAACCCCGACGAAGGUACAAUCUCAGGAAAAAACACAUGCCAAAGUCACAUUAAAUGUGGACUAUCCAAGCAAUAAAGUGAAGAAAGUAUUAUCGCCUGACUACGAGUCCUUGGGCAAGGCGAUUAUUCACGGUCCUCCAUCGCGGAUAGCGAAUGCCGUUAUGAAAUGCGCACCUGUAUCUCAACUGGUGGUUGAGAAAGUUCUACGGAUCUUCAAGGCAGAGGUGGCCGAUCUUUGCUCCAGAAAGCAGCCUUCUUUUCUAAGAAAACGCACAAAAAAGGAUCUAGAAGAGUUUGAUUUUGAAAAACUUUGCCAGGAAUGGAGGAAGCGGGCGCCGCUGUUUUAUUCUUUUCUACUAACAGCAUGUACUGCUCGAAAGAGGGAGAACGUAACAUGGUUCCCAAGUAUGGCUUUGGCUGGUUCCAUCCUACUCAAGCAGCGAUGUUCGGACAUGAACACGACGGCGUGCAUUAUGGCUGUUCUCGUGAAAACACGAUCGAUGGAGGCAACACUGAGCAGACUAAACAAGCUCAAGGUUACAUGCAGCAACACCAAAGCUCUGCAGGUUCUUGAUGUUCUUGGUGAGGACCAUGAUCAUGUGUGUGUGGAAACUCAGAAGAAAAUAGCUCAUGAAGUUAAAGCCACUAAAGAGGCCAUGGAGAAUCACACCACUGCUGGUCACUGCACUCAGAAACCAGAUGCCAAGCUCAUAACUUGCAAGGGUUGCCAGGAAAUUGUUUCUGCUAAAACCCAGUCCCACCCCCCAGGGUUCGUUGUGGCAUUUGACAACAUUGACAUGACAAUAGGAAGAAGGCAGAUGACAAUUUCUGCACAAAAUGAAGAUAUCCAUUGGGUGAACCAUGCAAUGAUCAUGAACAGGGUGUCUGGUAAUGGCUUGCAAUCUGAAUGCCCUAAGGCAACCCUUACAGACAUUCCUAAUAUUGAAUUCCUACAAACUUUGAUGACCAGAACAGACAACGAUUUAAUUGCAUUGUAUUACAUAUUUAGAAUGAAUUUUUUUUCUAUUGUUCUUUUUCUUUAUUCUUCAAAGGUUCCCCUGGGAGUAAUUUUUAAAGAUGAAAACACAAAUGAGGACAUGCUACAUAUUUUGCAGCAAUUUCAUGGCUAUCUGCCUCAUUUGGAUGAAGGCCAGUAUGAUCCACAAAUAUUUGCUGGCGUCCAAUUGAGUAUCGAGAGGGCUGUCAAUCUUAUUGCAGCUGUUGCCAAUGGCUACACUCCAGAGUCAACAUUAGAGGGAAUGCACCUACAAAUUGGAGACUGGCACACUGCCGUCAAAGUUCUCUCUUUGCUGUUCAAACGAUUCUACUCAGCCCAGAGUGAUGGAGAUCUGUGCACUAUGUAUGCUGACAGAACCACUAUUAACCGCCGAAAUGUAACAGCCGAUCCAUCAAAGGCUUAUCAUGCUGACAGAGAUUUCCUUAUCAUUGUCAUACAAUCCAGGAUAAUAGCUGCUGCAAUGGAAGUUCUGGGCAUCAAAUCGAAGUCUGACCAGCCAACUAAAUGUGCAAUCCCCAAAGAUAUGGAAAACAUGAGCAAGUUAGAAAAGUUGACAUUCCUACACAAAGUUUCUGGCUUGGUUGUAGAUGCCAUAGUAUUUGACAAAACAGUAAAUGGUUUUGUUGACAGUAUCCUAACUGCUCGAGAGAAACAAGAUGCAAUUGAUAACCAAGUUUUGACCCCAGAUGGUAGGUUUCCUUGUCGUUAUCAUGGGUGUACUCGCUCCUUUGCGGUUGAUGGAAAGUGCAGACGCAAGCAUGAGCUGACUCAUGACCCCCCACCAAAUGCUGAUGAAAUUAAUACAUUCAAGCCCUCUGAUGAAAUUCCAGAAUCAGCACCUGCUGAGGAUCAGUGUGAUGAUGUUUAUGCAUACAACUGCAGUCUCUUAUCAGAUGGCUUACUAUUCAUGAACUUCCUUGAUGCUAUAGCUGAGGGUGAUGGUCUUAGAAUCGUACGCCAGUUCAAGUAUUUCUUGCUUCACUUCAAAGUUGAUGGAAUACACAGCCAUAAAUAUGCAUUAGAAAGUUUAUACCAGUCAUUCCUUUUUACUGCUCUGCUGAGCCCGAGAGAUGCAGAGCGCUUCAUUUGGAACAGAACAGUAAACAACUGCGGUUUGGUUGGACGAAAUAUCCCACUUGAUCUUGAUGUUGAACAUAGUAACAAGUUUUUAAAACAGGCUUUCAAGAACCUUGGUCCGAAUCUGACUGAAGCUGCUGUUACUAGAAUUUGUAGAGCAGAAAACAGUUCACGUGCUAUACUUGCUAGCCUUGACUCUUCCAUCCAAAGAUCAUCAGGGUCAAGUGAGCAUACCUGCCGGUCAACAGAAAGAGAUUUGGAAACUCUUGUUAAUUCAUGCAUCACUAACAAAGUAUUCACACCGCAAGAUAAUCGCCAUUAUGUUUACUUCAGAGACUUUCAAAGAGAUCCAUUUGCUUCUCUGGAUAUGUCAGAGUUGUACAAAUGGAUCAACAAGCACAAAAAGAACAUAGAGUGUGGCUUGAAAGCAAGGUAAAUUAUUCGAACAGUUGUGUUGGUCAUUUGCCAAUGGGAGAUUAAUAGUAUACAUCACUGUAUGAUACAGAUGGUUGACUAGAAUAUCAUGUAGGCACACAGCAGUCAAGCACAAGGACACUGGAUGACCAAAAUAAUGGGAUUCCUUUGAUACACUGGUUGAGGGUUCUAAUUGAGGCACUUGAACUGGAUGUAAUAUGGAUCACAGGCAAGCAUGCAGACAUCCUUGGAGCUUGUCCUGUUUUCCAAGAAUCAGAACCUAUUAACCUAGAGACAUGGAAAUUUUACAUAUUUUUAGUACAGCUUUUGGCUCUUUGAGAGCAAUGAACAAUAUAAAUAUAAUAAAAAUAUAUCAAAGAUGCCAACUCUCCCACAUGCUGAAGGAGUUAUGUGCAUUUUAGCCUUCUCCCACUCUCCAGCAUUUUAUGUAUAGUUGAAUCUCCCACAUUUAAUAGAAAGAUAAUUGUUCUGAGAUAUUUAACAAACAAGGACGUUUAGUGGCAAAGAAUAUAAAAAGACACCCUAUCUCCCACAUUUAAAGGCCAAAGGUUGUUAUCUCUGAAAUGUUGUGUUAUGGUGAAUCCAGAGUUUUCUUUUGCAUAGAAUUCCAAGAUAUCAAUAAGUUGAGCACAAAAGCAUCCUCAUUGCAGCAAGUUCACUAAGUUGCUGAAAUUUUGAAAAGCCAACAAAAUGGUGUUUGUAAAAUUUGGCUUUUGGUUGUCAGACACUUUUCAACUUGAGCUAAAUCACAGAGGUCCUAUGUACAUGUAUGAGGCAGAUCUUGGUUGACAUGUUUUACUCUCAUUAGUAGACAUUAGUAUAUCAUCACAUCUAGUGGGACUACGAAUAAUAGACUACUGAAUACUUAUACAAACAUAAGAUAUUGUCUGAAUGUGUAUACAGUACAACUUUAACAACUCCAAAUUUAAAGAAUUUAUAAUAAAAGCUCAUUAAGUGUGCCACACAG